Messenger RNA from Fomitopsis serialis, 261 nucleotides. RefSeq lists its product as uncharacterized. NCBI's taxonomy places the organism in Eukaryota, Fungi, Basidiomycota, Agaricomycetes, Polyporales, Fomitopsidaceae. The transcript has 3 exons. The record is from RefSeq and is a predicted model, not a curated record. The coding region runs from base 1 to 261 and encodes 86 amino acids.
AUGGAUACGAACCAGAACAACACCGUCCGUACGUCGCACUGGAGGAUGGAGCUGAACAACGUGUGGCAGAGCAACAAAGCUCUUGGACCACUGGCGUGGGAGGAUAUCCCCGCCCACGGUCAUCAGGGUCCUUGGACCGCGAUUGUCAGGAUCAAUGGCAUCGAAUUUGGGAGCGGCGGUGGCAACAGUAGAGAUGAUGCGAGGGAGGCCGCCGCACACGUAGCGUAUCUACAAGUCAUCAAGAAGCUCCAGGGGCAGUGA